This is a messenger RNA of Penicillium verhagenii, 1332 nucleotides long. Its product is annotated as TLC domain-containing protein. Gene Ontology annotation, biological process: ceramide biosynthetic process. The coding region runs from base 1 to 1332 and encodes 443 amino acids. Gene Ontology annotation, cellular component: membrane. Gene Ontology annotation, molecular function: sphingosine N-acyltransferase activity. The transcript has 3 exons. The record is from RefSeq and is a predicted model, not a curated record. Lineage: Eukaryota; Fungi; Ascomycota; Eurotiomycetes; Eurotiales; Aspergillaceae.
AUGGUUCGCCCUCGUGGUAGAUCCCAUCUGGGCGUGGACAUCCGCGGUGACACCAGUGCGCCCGCCAUGUCCACCAUGAACGAAAUGAGUCCAAUCGAGCCCGCAUCUCCCGACAUGGCCAAGUUCGAGAGCCAGGUCUCUGAAAAGUCCCCCGCCAAACCCCAUACAAAGCGUCGUCGCAACCGCUCGCUGCUGCAUCGUUUCGCCGACACUUGCCUCAAGUACACCUGGCUACUCCCGCUGAUCGUUCUGGGCUUCUUGCUCUCCCUCUACGCGAUCAAUCCUACUCCGUCAAAUCCCAUGCACAGCGCAAUCUUCCUUUCCUACCCACAAUCACCCAAGACCCCCGGCGGCCCGAUCAUGUAUGGAAAGGGCAAGAAGGAUAUUGCCUUUGUGGCAUUCUACACGGUUGUUCUCUCGUUCACACGCGAGUUUAUCAUGCAGCAGAUGAUUCGCCCACUCGCUAUUUUCUGUGGCAUCCGUGGAAGGGGCAAGACUGCCCGGUUUAUGGAGCAGGUCUACACAGCGAUCUACUUUGGCAUCUUUGGUCCGUUUGGCCUGUACGUCAUGAAGCGCUCGGAUAUUUGGUACUUCAACACCACCGCUAUGUUUGAGAACUUCCCCCACCGCGAGCACGAGGGACUGUUCAAGGCAUACUACCUUCUGGAAGCAAGCUACUGGGCGCAACAGGCCAUUGUGCUCAUGCUGCAGCUUGAGAAGCCUCGCAAGGAUUUCAAAGAGCUGGUCGGACACCACAUUAUCACCUUGGCGCUUAUUGCAUUGAGCUAUCGGUUCCAUUUCACCUACAUUGGUUUGGCGGUGUACAUCACCCACGAUGUCUCGGACUUUUUCCUGGCGACCUCAAAAACAUUGAACUACCUUGAUGCUUAUAUCACGAUUCCUUACUUUGCCGUUUUUGUUGGCAUGUGGGUCUACCUUCGCCACGUGUUGAACUUGAAGAUUCUUUGGGCUGUUUUGACCGAGUUCCGUACCGUUGGUCCUUUCGAGCUCAACUGGGAGACUCAACAGUACAAGUGCUGGAUCAGUCAGUACAUCACAUUCGGCCUGCUCGCUAGUCUUCAAGCCGUGAAUCUGUUCUGGUUGUUCUUGAUCUUGCGCAUCUUGGCGAACUACAUUUUCAACAGCGUCACAAAAGAUGAGCGUAGCGAUGAUGAGACUGAGGAAGAAAUCGAGGUCGAGGUUGAGACCAAGGCUACCCUCGCUACUGGUGCUGAAUCCGCCAAGCAGGAGAACCAGGCUCCGCAGCUCUUCCUCAAUGGCGAACCUGCCCCCGAACAGCGUGGUCCCCGAACUCGCAGCAGAAAAGCGUGA